CAGUUUUGUGUUUAGUUUCCACAGCGAUACACAACAGAAUUGUUUAUUGGCAUUCGCGGUGCGAACAAGCAUCGAAAAGCAAGUGCACCAGAAAUGCAAGUGAUCUACUUAAGAUGCCAAAGGAUGAUGGCCCAAAACUGAAAGAUGUUCGUUCCAUUGACUGAACGUGAAAGACAGCAGUUCUUCGCGCAAAACAGCAAUUCGUUUAUACCGGGGUAUACGGGACAUUGCCCGACGCUUCGGUUCCAGUAUGGGACCUCUUACGGCGCGAAAACCAAAGAAAUCCUGCAAGAGAUGAAGAAUCAUCAGCAUGAGAACGGUGGCCCAUGUUUCGGGAGCACGGUCUUCGAGCCGACUAUUAGGAAGGAAAGAGCUCAAAUGGAAAAUCUCAGUCCUCCGUAUAAGACCAAACCGUACAGAUACAUCAUUGGAUAUACAGGGUUCAUACCUACAUUGAGUUUUCGUUAUGGUGAAUCGUAUGGAAAAGCAGCAGACGAGAGUAUGAACGAGUUCGAGAAGAAGCAAACAAAGUAUCGCGAUGAGCAUCACGACUUCGAUAGGAUGCGAGCGCAGAGCGCCCCGAAAUUAACAUCAAUUCGCCACAAAGAUGAGGUCGACAGGAUAUUAAAGCACAGCCAAGAGAACAAAAAGUUUAUAGAUAGGAAAGUUUCACCGGAGUUCCCACCGAUCGCCGGAUACACAGGCUACAUACCAAAAGUCAAAGGGAACGAGGAAUCAUUGUCGCAAAGAUACAACACGGUUGUGAAACGAGGACUGACCCUUCUCAAACAAGAGAGGGACGGUCGUCAGUACAUCAACAAGGCCAAGAAUAAAGUCCGCGACAUAGUGGACAACUACAAAUAAAGCGAAUCCAAUUAUUAUUUACAUAAAAAUAAUACGUUUGAGGAUUUGCAUAAAAAUAAGGCACCGUACAAAGAGAUGUCGACGUUUCCCCAGUGGAAAUAUCCGAAAACUCUCGUUACCAAGCAACUUUAAUUUUUAUUCCACUCCACUAUUUAUUGAAUAAAGUGACACUUCCAUAUUUUUUUUUA
Nicrophorus vespilloides is the source of this 1052-nucleotide messenger RNA. Its product is annotated as protein FAM166B-like. Lineage: Eukaryota; Metazoa; Arthropoda; Insecta; Coleoptera; Silphidae. The record is from RefSeq and is a predicted model, not a curated record. The transcript is spliced from 5 exons. The coding region runs from base 145 to 864 and encodes 239 amino acids.